AUGGCUGAAGCUUCUCUGCUAGCUACCCGUGACGACCGCAGCGCGAUUCAGGAGUUUCGCAGCCUAUGUAGCUACGAUACAUGUCCUCUCGAGAUGUCGUAUUGGGGAUACCGACCAUCUUUGGUUGCGAAUCUCGCGUUCCUGCUUUUGUUUGGGCUAUCUACUCUGGCGUACAUAGGUCAAGGAUUCCUUAACAAAGCAUGGCUCGGGUUUACGAUCGCUAUGGUGUGUGGAUGUGCACUCGAGGUAGUCGGCUACGUCGGUCGAGUGCUCGCGUGGUUUGACGGGUUUACUGAGAAUCCAUUCUUGAUCCAGAUUAUCUGCCUCACGAUCGCGCCUGCCUUCCUUGCAGCUGGUGUCUAUCUCUGCCUCUCUCGCAUCGUCAGCACAUUCGGUACCGAAAACUCACGAAUCAAGCCACUAUCGUACCCGCGUAUCUUCAUUCCAUGCGACAUCGCCUCUCUGGUUUUGCAAGCUCUUGGUGGAGGCAUUGCUAGUGCGAAGACUCAUCAGAACGAAAAUCCAACCCUCGGAAAUAACAUCAUGAUCGCAGGACUUGCCUUCCAGGUCCUGACGUUGUUUAUUUUCAUCGUCCUGGCUCUCGACUUUGCGACUCGCACUAUAGGCCGCAUACGCAAACUUGGUCAGAACGCGUUGGACCCUAGACACGCAAAGCUGCGCGAUUCAUGGCAGUUCAAAGGGUUUAUUAUCGCUCUUUCCUUUGCGACGCUAUGUAUCUUCACACGAUGUGUGUACAGGGUCGCAGAACUGAGUGAAGGAUGGAAUGGACACCUGAUCAAGACCCAAAGGUACUUUAUUGGGCUCGAGGGUGCAGUAAUUAUAGUAGCAGUCCUGUCGUUAAACAUAUUCCAUCCUGGAUUGUGUUUUAAAGGAGCACUUGAUACAGGGACAGAAGCAAAGGGAAAAAGCAAGAAGACGUGGUAUGGGAAGAGGAGCUCAGAGUCCACCGCAUACCGAUCAGGCAAUGCUCGUAAAAGGCUUACCACGUGUCUUUGUAUGAUCCUUGUUUGUUUGUCAAACGGAAGCACAAAACCGUGCGGGUGGCUACAGAGUUUCCUAGCUUGUCUUUGCGAAAGUCAAACAGUACUGCAGCCUAAAAUAGGAGGCCUUGCACACCUACGUACCUUCGCACCCUCUCUCAACAGCGUACCAAACGCCCUUGAUCAUUUUGGAGCGCCUCCCAAAAGCGCUUCCUACCCUCUGCAACAGUGCCUAACAUACGAAGAAUCGCACAGUACAAGCCUCGCAACCACUCCAACAACCGUUCGACACACCAACAUGAACCAAGCAGAAGACGUCGAAGUCAUACUUGGCCACAAGCGCCGCUACAAGUUCCACUCUGGCACGCUCGCGAGGAACUCCACGCUGUUUGCUGAGAUGCUGUGCGAACGUAAUGCGGCAAGGUUGAGCAGCCGCGCAAAGAACGCUGGCGUAAAGAUCCGUUGGAUGAUUGAGCUGACAGAGCUGCCCAACGAGCGCAACCCUGCCGGCUAUCUUGAUCUGGUGGAGCUUACCCCUACGGGCGAGCGCGCAGAUGGCCGUACAGGCAUAGUUGUAAAUGAGAACGGACGCGUCCCUCUAGCUGACCAAGCCUUCCAAAACUAUGAGUCGAUACUGUACGCUUUCUAUAACAAGGAGCUCACUAUCGAUGAUGCGGAUAUGAGCGCUGCUCUCUCUGACUGCUAUCAACUGCUCCACAUCUCGGAUUACCUUGGUUGUACCGGCCUGAUCUCUAAGCCGAUUGAGGUCGCCCUCUUCAAGCAUGGCCAGGAUCUGUUCCGUGCGAUACAGGGCGUACCGUAUGCCUGGAUUGAGAUGGCGAACCGCAUUCGCAGCGAGAUGAUCUUCAAGGAAUGCAUCAUACAUCUCGUGGGUGACUGGAAGAACCUCAAGACUAAUGCCAACAUCACCGAACGUCUCCGCGAGGUGCCAACGUCGCGUGCACUGGUCGAGAAGUACCACCGAGCCCUUUCCGACAAGGCCAAAGCCCUGGAGCUCGGUAUUCUUUCGCACUAUCCACAAGCCUUGCGUUUACCUUCGGAAGAUCUGCCUAUCAAGCGCGAAUCAUACGCAAAGGAUAUCCUGGUCUGGAUGGCGCUUACCUUCUUCCGCCACUGGGUUUCUCAGCGACUUGUGACGGGACACGGGCGCGACGCGUCAGACUGUGGCUACGAUCUCUAUUCCGCGCUCGGCGCGGGUGGCGACGCAUACAUGGAUAAGUCGGUCAUUAAUCAGUUUCACACACGCUUUCCCGUGACCAAGAAGGGCAUGAACGUGCUGGAAAACCACCUCUUCGAGAUCAAGGAAUGCAUCAAGAAGGUCGUUGAUGACAGCAAGAUAUUGAGGAGCCAGAGCCAGCUCGACGUGAAUCGAUUCCCAGUCAAGUAUCUGACGUGUACGGAGUUUGCUAGAGAAGACUAUCCUUGGUUGAAGGAGGAUAGGGAGGCACGAGUGGCGCCUCCGAAGAGGGCGUACAAGCCGGGUGGAAACGAGAUUGCGAGACAGAACCUAGAAACCACGAAGAGGUAUCAAAGGAGCCCGAGUGCUGAGGGACAAGAUGAGGUGGAAUACGAUGACGAGGAGGAGAUGGUGCCGCAGCACGAGAGCCAGAACAAACGCAUGCGGUACGAAUCGCUCUGA
This is a messenger RNA of Boeremia exigua, 2661 nucleotides long. RefSeq names its product RTA1 like protein-domain-containing protein. The record is from RefSeq and is a predicted model, not a curated record. NCBI's taxonomy places the organism in Eukaryota, Fungi, Ascomycota, Dothideomycetes, Pleosporales, Didymellaceae. The coding region runs from base 1 to 2661 and encodes 886 amino acids. The transcript is spliced from 5 exons. Gene Ontology annotation, cellular component: fungal-type vacuole; plasma membrane.